This is a messenger RNA of Styela clava, 1870 nucleotides long. RefSeq names its product kynurenine 3-monooxygenase-like. Gene Ontology annotation, molecular function: FAD binding; kynurenine 3-monooxygenase activity. The record is from RefSeq and is a predicted model, not a curated record. NCBI's taxonomy places the organism in Eukaryota, Metazoa, Chordata, Ascidiacea, Stolidobranchia, Styelidae. Gene Ontology annotation, cellular component: mitochondrial outer membrane.
ACGCAAUGACAUCUGUAUGAAGGAUAAUCAAUAAUCUUGUCAAGACAAGCUGCAUUGUUGGCCAUCAGUUCUAAAUAUACACAUGGCCCAACCAAAGGUUAUCUAGUUUUACAUUUUAGAUCGAUUUUGGUAGUGAGGUUGGAAGGGUUGUUUCGUGGGUUAUUUAUGAAAUGUCGAUAAUCCCUGUUAUUGAAAACACUGGUCACAACGCAUAAUUCACAUUUUCUGAGCCUAAUUAGCAGGACAGUGUUACAAUAUUAGCUGUAGGUGGAUUUGUAUAUAUUCUAAAAUGAAGGAGCAUUAAUGAGUAUUUUCUUUUACUGUGAAUAUCAUAAUAUCAACAGAAUGUUCGGAUGCUGAUAUUUAGUCAGAUUUCCUGAAUAAAAUUGGUGACUUCUAAGUUGUGAUCGAUAACUAUUACACAAAGAUACUACAAAGCAAAAAAUGGACGAAAGUCGGAAACAAAUUAUUAUCGUCGGGGGCGGACCAGUCGGAACAUUGACAGCUCUAUUUCUCGGCCGCAAAGGAUUUAAAGUUGAUCUUUACGAAGCCAGACCUGAUAUUAGGUUGGAUGAUAAUACGGCAGGUCGAAGCAUAAGUUUGACGCUAAGUUUAAGGGGGAUGACGGCACUAAAAUAUGCUGGAAUCGACAAAAAAAUCGAGAAUCUUGGGGUUCCAAUGUACUCGGGAUAUUUCCAUUCCAAGAACGGAAUGUGCUACGAAAUACCAUAUGAAACAGGAGGAGAGCACUGUUUGCUUUCCAUAAGUAGACUUGAACUAAAUCGACAGCUUCUAACAGAAGCCGAGAAAAGUGAAAAUGUUAAAAUACAUUUUGGACACAAAUUGAUAAAAUGUGAUACAUUGCACCCUUCUGUUAUAUUUAAAACAAGCGAAGCUGAGGAAUACAAAACUGCUGACAUUCUAAUUGGAUGCGACGGUGCUCACUCAGCUGUUAGACGACAAAUGCUUAAGGGAAGAAUUGAUUACAGUCAAACAUACAUCGAUCUGGGAUAUAAAGAAUUCCGCAUACCACCAACAAAAAAACAAGAUUUUGCUUUGGCACCUCAUCACGUACACUUUUGGCCGAGAAAUAAAGUUAUGCUCGCUGCUUUUCCAAAUAUAGAUAAAAGCUUUACGUGUACUUUGACUAUGCCGUUCGAAAUGUAUGCUAGCGUCGUUACUGGUGACGACGUCAUUCACUUUUUUCAGGAUAAUUUCGCCGAGUUAAUACCCAUGAUAGGUGAAUUAACUCUAAGAUCUUCCUUUUUCAAUACACCACCCCUGUCGUUGAUAUCAAUAAAGUGUUCUUCGUUUCAUUGUGGAAAAACUUUAAUAAUCGGUGACGCAGCGCACGCCAUGGCGAUAUUUUCUGGACAAGGUUUGAAUAGCGGACUAGAAGAUGCUUUGAUUCUGGAUCGACUGUUGGACAAUUUUGCAUUCGAUAUUUCACAAAUUCUUCCCAAAUUUUCUGAAGUCCGCGUCAGUCCCGCUCAUGCUGCCGUUGAUCUGUCUCUUUACAAUUACAAAGUCUUGGGAUCUCAAGCCAGAAAACCGUGGUUUAUAUUACGACGGAAGAUCGAAAAUUUUUUACAUUCCCGCUUUCCAUCAGUAUUUGCUGGAAGAAUUUCUCUAAUUCAUUUUACUACGGUCCCUUACGAUAAAGCACAAAAAAUGAUGGAAAAGCAAGAGAAAUUAAUUGAAAGCAGUAUGGGCAUCGUCGGAGGAUUCAUGUUUGCAUCUAUUGUUUAUAUUUUGUACAGGACCACCAAAAGGCUUUCUGCUGUCUAAAUGCGUUGUGUAGAUUAUUUUGUAAUUAUAAUUCUCACGAACAUCGGGAGUGUCAGAAUUAAAUUCAAAACCCAACGUGGAA